UAACAAUAAAAACCAUAUGACACCUAAUUCCUCCCUCCAUCUCUAUUGUCUCUUUCUCUCUGCUCUCUCCCGCAAGGCUCCAGCUUGGAUGUGCAUGGAGUCUCUCUGCCUCCUGGUUUUCUAGGUUUUUCUGAUGCUCCGGUGCUGUGCGACAGGUGAUUUGCCUCCGCCACUUCUUUGAAAUGAGGGAAAUUUUCAACCCGGAGUCGUGAAUUCGGUGUUUCGGAGGUAAUCGAGAGGAAAUUUCUAGGGUUUUGUGAAGAAAUCGGCCGUUAAUUUCGAAAAUGCCAGGCAGCGGAUCGAAGUCGGAGAAACGGGAAGCUGAGAAGCAUCUCCGGCGAGACCCUUAUGAGGUCCUCGGCCUCAAUAGGAAUUCCACCGACCAGGAAAUCAAAAGUGCUUACCGAAAAAUGGCUCUCAAGUACCAUCCUGACAAAAAUGCUAAUGACCCUAAAGCAGCUGAUAUCUUCAAGGAGGUCACGUUUUCUUAUAAUAUGUUGUCUGAUCCAGACAAACGGCGUCAGUAUGACACAGCCGGCUUUCAGGCUGUUGAAACAGAAAGCCACGACUUGGAGCUAGAUCUUUCAAGUUUGGGUGCUGUAAAUACCAUUUUUGCUGCCCUUUUUAGUAAACUAGGAGUGCCAAUAAAGACCACCGUAUCAGCUACUGUCUUGGAGGAGGCACUAAAUGGCAUGGUCACUGCCCGUCCACUUCCAUUGGGGCACUCUAUAACGAAAAAGGUUGAAAAGCAAUGUGCUCACUUCUAUUCUGUUACAAUAACGGAAGCAGAAGCAAGAGCUGGAUUUGUGUGCCAAGUGCAAUCGUCAGACAAAAGCAAGUUCAAGCUAUUAUAUUUUGAUCAGGAAGAGACGGGUGGAUUGAGCCUUUGCCUACAGGAGGAUAGUGCAAAAACAGGGAAGGUCACAUCUGCUGGGAUGUAUUUUCUUGGUUUCCCUGUAUAUCGAUUGGAUCAAACAUCCAACUCGAUGGCUAGUGCAAAGGAUCCUGAUGCUGCAUUCUUCAAAAAGCUGGAUGGGUUUCAGCCAUGUGAAUUAACGGAACUGAAAGCAGGCACCCAUGUGUUUGCUGUUUAUGGUGACAAUUUUUUUAAAAGUGCAAGCUACACGAUAGAAGUUCUUUCUUGUGGACCUUUUGCAGAAGAAAAGGAAAGUUUAAGGGCGGUGGAAGCUCAAAUACUUUCAAAAAGAGUGGAGUUGUCCAAAUUUGAAACCGAGUACAGAGAGGUUCUAGCACAAUUUACAGAGAUGACCUCCAGAUACACACAAGAAAUGCAAGAGAUUGACGAGCUUCUCAGGCAGAGGAAUGAAAUUCAUGCCUCUUAUACUCUUGCUCCUCCAAUGAAGCGGAGUUCAAGUAGGAGUAGAAAUAAGGGUCAGCCUAAGGAGGUCAAAGAAGAUGGUCAAGUGAGAGAUAAGAAACCUUCGUUUAGAGAUCGAUCUAAGAAGAGCAAAUGGUUCAACCUUCACUUAAAGGUUGACAAAAGAAAACCUUGCUGACCGGGGGAAUCAAUCAGGCAGUCUCUUUCCAGUUCUUGGUUCUGGUGGUUUUGGCAUCCAUUUAAGCAAAGUACAAGGUGACCAGAAUUGCGUUAAACAACCGCGUAAGGAUACGAUUUGGCUCCAUUAGUCAAGCAUGGCAUGAUGACGGCAGCUCAUUGUUAAUGUAAAAUUCUUUAAUUUUUUUUUUUUUUUUUUCUUAAUGCGCUUGUUAUUUAUCCUGUUCCUUUUGCGUCGGCAUUGUCAUCAAAUCACACAUGUAAAUUGGCACAAUUUGUUCGAUGAACUCGUUGCGUGGGUACUAGUCAUUUUGGAUUAAGGAAUGAAAAAGUAUGGCAGGAUUGUAUUUGCUUC
Pyrus x bretschneideri (Chinese white pear) is the source of this 1871-nucleotide messenger RNA. RefSeq names its product chaperone protein dnaJ 16-like. The transcript is spliced from 12 exons. The record is from RefSeq and is a predicted model, not a curated record. NCBI's taxonomy places the organism in Eukaryota, Viridiplantae, Streptophyta, Magnoliopsida, Rosales, Rosaceae. Bases 285 to 1517 code for a protein of 410 amino acids.